Cicer arietinum (chickpea) is the source of this 3069-nucleotide messenger RNA. RefSeq names its product dual specificity protein phosphatase PHS1-like. Gene Ontology annotation, biological process: cortical microtubule organization; response to abscisic acid; protein dephosphorylation. The record is from RefSeq and is a predicted model, not a curated record. Gene Ontology annotation, molecular function: phosphoprotein phosphatase activity. NCBI's taxonomy places the organism in Eukaryota, Viridiplantae, Streptophyta, Magnoliopsida, Fabales, Fabaceae.
AGUAAAUAACAAUGCAAAACUGUUUCUAAGGUUACUAACUGGCAAAAGAGCAAACCCUUUUACUUCACCACCAUUCACUAACUCUUUACAAGAUCAAAACCAAAACAAGAGUCUCAAGUCUCAAGGAUUAUCGCCUCUCACUGUUUCUUCUCGGGUUUGGUAUAUGUUGGGAGAUAUCACAAAUCGCUCCUCUGGAUUUCCUCGCUCUUCUUCUAUCACGUCUUCUUGUGAUGGAAAUUUUGCAGAGGAUGCACAAAUUGAUAAGCUUGUUGAUCAAACAAAACUUAGUUUGUGGGAUAGGCUUGGUAAAGCUGAAAUGUUGGACACUGAUUCAAGCUCCUUUUCUUGGGACAUGCUCUCUUCACUUCACCAUAUCGAACACACCAGCAGCAAUGAACUUUCUGAUGAUGAAAUUAAUAAAGCUCUUGAGAUGACAGUAAAUUCUGGAGGGGUUGUGUUCUUUGCCUUUUUCAAUGUCCUUUUCAAUGUCCUCGGCACUAAUGAUGCUUCUCCAAAGGAAGCAGCAGCUGUCUUAAAGAUAUCUUCAUCAAGAAUGGCAACACAGUCUGAACGCCUUGGAUAUGAAUUCGCCAAGUGGUUGGGAGUCCAAACUCCACAGGCUAGAGUCAUUCACAAUACCAAUUUAGAAUGGCUCCAAAUAAAGAAUGCUGCAGAAAAAGCAAAGGACGUAGCAAGUUGUGAGAAUGAUAUAAUUGGUGUAACGACAUGUUCUGAACUUUUGGAAGCACUCGAGCUUAGUCAAUGUCUCUUGUUUAUGAGUUAUGUACAUGGUUCACCUUUGCUUGAAAGCUCUAGCGCAUUUGAAUCACAAGAUUCUGCCGAAAGAAUAUCAGAAGGCCUUGGCAGGGUAAUGAUGCUAGAUCUUGUUAUCAGAAAUGAAGAUAGGCUUCCGUGCCAUCAACUUAGAUGGCGUGGGAACCCUGCCAAUUUGUUAUUGGCUGAAAAGGCAAUCUCUUCCCACCCUGCCAAUUUGUUAUUGGCUGAAAAGGCAAUCUCUUCCCACCCUGCCAAUUUGUUAUUGGCUGAAAAGGCAAUCUCUUCACAUUUAGAUACAAUAGGAGAAGCCUUUGAUCUUUUAAUGAACCGACAUAGACCUGGGAUGACUAGAACUCUUCUAAAAGAAAGAAGGUCAACUUCAGUAAAUAGCAUAUUGAGCUCUCAUAAUCAUGGUAUGGUAUCACAAGGCUCUCAUCUUUCACAGAUGAGAGAAUCAUCCGAUGACAUGAGCCUUCAAAGUCAAACAUCUAGAGAAUCAAUGUUUAUUGGCUCCAACAUUGUGGCUAUUGACUCUGUUGUUCCUCGGCGACCCCCUGCUGGAAAACGGGCAGAUGAUCAGGUCAAUUAUCCUAAGUUGGUCGAGUUACUCCUAAAUAGCUCUGAUUUUUCCUCUAACUUGUUAUAUGAUAUAACUGGAGGGAAAUUAGGAAGUCCUCCCUUAGAAGACAUAAAUAUAACAGUUGAUGUACAAGGAAGUGAUGUAACAUUAAUAGUUCACGAGUUCCGCAGUGGUUUCCGUGCUGCUCUCAGGGAUCUGCAAGGAUUUCAUACAUUCCUGCAUACACUUCACCAAAAACUUGAUAACUUGUUACGAUCGUUUAAUAAUACUAUAAGCAAAAUAUCAUUGGGGGAGUCUGAAAAAGAAGAUUCGGUAAUUUCUAACUCACCUUCACCUACCACUGGUAGUUGCAAAAUAUCAUUGGGGGAGUCCGAAAAAGAAGAUUCGGUAAUUUCUAACUCACCUUCACCUACCACUGGUAGUUGUCCCUCUCCAACAAGUAAGGAUAGGCUUUCCAUUGAUAUCCAUCGAGAUUUUAGCGAUACAGAUUCACAGAGAUCUGCUCCAAGGGCAUCACCAUCUUCAGGCAAUAGAGAUUUUUGUGACUCUGCUUCUCCUAUGUCAAGAGAAGGUUGGCAUGGUAAAUCCUCUAAAGGAAGCGUGGAGCUACUUCACGGUUCCUGCUUUACAGCUAAGCUUCACGAUUUUCAUAAAUUUGCCAAGGUUGAUGCAGAAUCUUAUAAAGAAUUGGAGCAUUGGAAUGAAAUGCUUAAAAAUGAUAUUAUCAAGUUAUGCCAGGAAAACAAUUUCAAUUCAGGAUUUUUUGAGGGUAGUGACAGCAACACAGCUGUUGAUGCAUAUGAAUUGAAGGUCAGACUUGAGCAUAUCCUUGAGAGGAUUGCAUUGAUAUCUGAGGCUGCAAAUACAGAGAGACCAUCCGCCAUUACAAAUAGCCUGUACAUCGGUGGAACACUAUCCGCAAGAUCUGUAUACACAAUGCAACACUUGGGAAUCACUCAUAUUUUGUGUUUAUGUACUAAUGAAAUUGGACAAUCAGAUUCUCAAUUUCCUGAUCUAUUCAUUUACAAAAAUUUCUCUGUGUGCGACAAUGAGGAUGUUAACAUCAGCAGCAUAUUUGACGAAGCUUGUGAUUUUAUAGAAGCUGUUGAGCGAACAGGCCAGAGUGUUUUAGUUCAUUGCUUCGAAGGGAAAAGCAGAAGUGUCACUGUAGUCCUAGCUUACUUGAUGCUCAGAAAGAAGUUCACAUUAAUAGAAGCAUGGAAUGCUGUGAAAAAAGUUCACCAUCGAGCGCAGCCGAAUGAUGGCUUUGCUAAGAUCUUACAGGAACUUGAUCAAAAACUGUAUGGAAAGGUUUCAAUGGAGUGGCGGCGGUGGCGGAAACCAACGAUGAAAGUUUGCCCAAUAUGUGGCAAGAAUGCUGGAUUGAGGAGCAAUUCCCUUAAGCUACAUCUACAGAGAUCACAUCAGGGAGUGUAGAUAGUGCCAAAAGUCAUUAACCAUUUUGAAUAUUAGCCGUGGUGGGAGUGUUAGCCCCGUACAAAGGCAAUUUAAUUCAAUGAGAGAUUAAUAGUAUAUUUCUCUUGGGCCAUUCCAUAUUUAUCGCCUCAAAAUUUUAGCCAUUGAAAGCAAUUAAGCAUAUUCCUUUGGAGAGUUUGUGUAUGAUUUACUUUGUCACAAUUAACUAGACAAUGGGUUGUGUUUACGAGUAUCUUACAAUAUAAUAACGAAGCCUGAUUUAGAAAUAGAUAAAA